Trypanosoma brucei brucei TREU927 is the source of this 1890-nucleotide messenger RNA. RefSeq lists its product as hypothetical. Lineage: Eukaryota; Euglenozoa; Kinetoplastea; Trypanosomatida; Trypanosomatidae. The record is from RefSeq and is a predicted model, not a curated record. The coding region runs from base 1 to 1890 and encodes 629 amino acids. The transcript has a single exon.
AUGAGGGGGUCUUUGCCUCUUUUAUUCAACCCUGUGCUACCGCCAAGUACCGCCCGCUUGCGUUUGCUGACGUACCCGAUGGCUCUCGCUCAACCUCAUGCCUCUGUGCCUCUCAUUCAGCCAACUAUUGAUGGCACACAUGACGGCCGAAAUGGUGCGACCGUUUCAUUAAGGACACAAGCAAGAAUGCAUGGCACUGCAGAUAGCACGAUGGCAACUGCGGGGGAUAGCUCACAGAACAACAGUGUUAUGGAUUCGCCGCGCUGGUUGCGUAACCCCGAUGAGUUGUGCGUCGCCGCGCUACGGCGCAGUAGGGACGUGAACAAAAUUAACUCCUAUGUCGCCACGUAUAAGUUCGAUGAUCCUCAGUGGGCUCCGCUGCUUCUGCCGGAGGUAACGCUACGGCCACAAGUGAAUUCAACUGGUGACAAACCAAACGGUGGGAAUGAAGCAGCAGCCGACGUGGUUUCGGUUGGUCCCUCUGUUUCAGCAACUCCAGAAUCCACCCCACCGCCGCCGCCGUCAUCAUCAUCAUCGUCACCGUAUUCCUGCCACGCUGAUUGUGUAUCGAUAAGUCACAACAAAAUGAUCAUGUUGGAGUGUAUGUCCCGCCAUGUGAAUUUCUCACUGCGGCAUAUUGUACAAAAGGGACACGGUAUAUAUCUUAUUUACCAUGCGCAGCAUAGUAUUUUGCAACCAAAAGGCUUGGUGGAGCAAUCCUUUGUGACGUGUUCAUUUGGCAUCCGUGGGGAGCGCUUGCGCACAGACAUUGUGCACGUGGGUCCAAUUGACGCUGCUGAUGUCAUGGAGUUGCAACCCUCAGAGGGGCAUGACCAUCCACGAUGUUGUUUCAACCUAUACCAGAAGUCAGAUGUGAGGCGCGGUGUUAUUGCUGUCUCUCAAGUGGAGGGAUAUGGUACCUGGUUUCAGCGGAAGCCGAUGUUGUGGCAGCGCUCAAGACGAAUUGGGGCACUGCAAAGCCAGCUCGGGGCCUUUGCGUACGAUCUAGUUGACCCGCAUGAAGUGGGAAAGUGGCGUGAUUGUGAGGUUUCUCUUUUAGCACCGCAUAUGCGGUUCUUCCGCAACGGCUUGAAUGGCGCCGAGGCAGUGGGUAUUAUUGCCUCCUCACAGGUCGCACAGCAGCGGCGCUUGUACCUGGGCGAGUUUGAAGCCCCAGCCAUAACGGCACUCGAUGCUGUUCAACAGCUGGCACAUGCAUCCGCCCUGCGCUGCAAAUUGGUCACACCUGUUGUAGAUCCUAAUGGAGUGGGGGGUACCGGCAGUGGGAGUUUAGGGGACGAAAACAUGGAUAAGCAUAUCGAUAUGGAAACACUCCUUCCUCUUAGUUGGGCAACGCGUACUCCACCACCUUAUGUUCCACUGGAGGCCGAUCUUCCUUUUAAACUACAAAUGUCGCGGCCGACUGUAUUCGCCGAGAGUCAUCAGCAGAAUCAGGCGUACCCAACAGGUGGAACGGUGGGUUCUCCCUUUGUUCGUGGGGCCCCGAUGAUGAUGUUUGAAUACAACAUGCAUCAGGGUGUGGAUCAUUAUGUUUACGAUGACGCGCCAAGUGCGCGGCCCAUGAAAUGGUGGUCGCAAAAAAGCAACAUGCCUUACAGUGGAUACAUGUACUUCGCGCGGAGUGGUCUCGUUGAUCGAUUUACACCAUCAGAGGACAUACCAAAUCCGCUUGAACCCACAUCAAAGCGCAAGCCUCUGCAUGCCGUUGUCCCACCAACAAAAGUUGUACAGGAACGUCUAAGAAAAUACAGACGAAAGCAACAGGAGGGACACAAGCAGAGAAGAAGGGCAUCAAGUGGAAGUGGAGUGAGCAAUGAACCCGAUGCAGUGAAUCGCCAAGAAUCCGUAUCGAGGGGAACAUGUGAAUAA